CAGUUUUCAGUUUGAGUUUGUCUUUCGUGCCGUCAACAGCUCUUGUUCGGAGCUCCCGGAUCGUAAAGUUGUUACUGUUGAGUGUGGAGAGUUGAGAGAAGCAGUAGUAGUAGCAGCAGUUGUAUUCCUUUGUCGGUUUUGUGGAAAGCAACAACAAUAUCACACUGCAUGAGGAGAGUUCGCUGGUGAAUAGAUGCAGUUUGUCAGCUGAGGAUUACAGUGGGAGAAAACAUUGCUGGUGUGUGGGAGAGUGUUUGUGGUUUGCAAUUGAAGGAUAAUAAAAUAAUCGUGGAUAACGAGUGCAGUGAUAGAAACACAAAUCGAAACGGUUCGGAAGUGGAUUUAACUAAAGCUGGAUUACGUUGCCAAAUGGUGAUACUGGAAGGAGCAGCAAUGUUACAAGUAGGAAACAACCAGUACCUUCAGCCGGACUAUCUGUCGCCGCUGCCGACAACGUUGGACGCCAAAAAGAGUCCACUGGCACUCUUGGCACAAACGUGCAGCCAAAUCGGAGCAGAUUCCGGAAAUAUUACGGUUAAAUCGUUGGUGUCGCCGUCGGAGAAGAACAAGAAAUCUUCAACCUCGUCGGCUUCCUCGUCUGUAUCGAUGGAUAACGGAGUAAAUCAGCCGAAUUCGCGGUCGCCGUCGGUGAAGACAGAAAAAUCGGAUGCAUCGCCGGAAAUCAAGCUGGCGUUCAAGCCUUACGAAAUGAAUGUGCUUACCACAAAGGUGAAGAAUGAAGAGCGCCCGUCGUCCAAGAUGAGCUGUGGAAGUGAUGUUAUGAACAACAAUAGUGUGAAUCAUGUCAAUAAUAACGAAGUUAAGAAAGAAGCCCGUACGCUGUCGCGGGGAAGUGCUGAGUCCCCGAACCGUGCCGGAAGUGUUCACAUGAAGAGUGGGGAAGCAAGUGAGAACGGAAAAUCUACUCCGGAUGGAAGCAGCAGAAGAACCAGCUCACCGAACGAUCGUGACAAAACUUCGGCGAGUCCGGUUGUGCGCUCUGGCAUAGACAUGAUGCAGGGUGGAAAGGAUUUAUCCGGAUACAAACCGGGUGCUUACGGGAUUAAUCCAUUGACUGGACUGCCAUCGCCGUCCGGAAUCGACCACACAAAUCCGGCCUUCCGACCUCCCUUUGCCGGGGCCUUCAGUCAUCAUCAUGCUGCUAUGCUUGCUGCGGCGUACCCGGGAGCGGCGGCAGCCGCGGCAGUCGGUGCUAAUCCUUACCUCAGUUACACUCGAGUUAAGACACCUUCCGGAGGAGAAACGCUGGUGCCCAUUUGCAAGGAUCCGUACUGCACGGGAUGCCAGUUUUCCGCUCACAACCACCAGAUGAUGAUGGGGGGCCAGUGCCCAGCGGGAUGUACUCAGUGUGAUCAUCAAAAGUACAGCCUGGCGAUGGCCAUGGGCUCGAUGCCCCCUGGUUAUCCGUACCCUCCAGCAGCGACUCAGCCGGGUCGUCCGUACAUGUGCAACUGGGUCAUCGGUGACUCCUACUGCGGUAAACGUUUCAACACCACCGACGAGCUGCUGUCCCAUCUUCGUACCCACACCGCCAACCUGUCCGACCCGGCGGCACUGGCCCUGCAGCAGCAGCUGAUGCCAUUGAGUGGCAUUUUUCCACCAUCUUCACUUCACCGAGGCUAUCCGAACCCUCCACUGAGCCCUCUAUCCGCUGCCAGAUACCAUCCGUACGCGAAACCGGGUGCGAUGCCGGGAGCCAUGCCCGGAUCACCGUACGGAGCUGCCUUCAAUCCGGCCGCCUUCGGACAGUACUACUCACCGUAUGCCGCUGCCCUGUACAGCCAACGAAUGGGAGCAGCCGUUCAUCAGUAAAUUGGACUCACUCCAGUCAAGGUGUUUUGCAUUUGGCCCGGUGUUAUUUUCUAUAAAUCUGUGAUAUUACAUUUAUUCUUACUGCAGAAGAAGAAUAAUCGACGAAAAAGAGUGUCGCUAGACGAAGUUAUCAAAACAGCGUGUAUACCAAUCCUUGCCUUCAAAACUGGUUCCAAGAAUUGAUUGCCCCCCUUCAACAAGAUACUCAUAAAUCAAUAGACAGAGAA
Molecule: messenger RNA, 2060 nt
Organism: Culex pipiens pallens (northern house mosquito)
Lineage: Eukaryota; Metazoa; Arthropoda; Insecta; Diptera; Culicidae
Product: zinc finger protein Noc-like
Exons: 2
Coding region: 370-1833 (487 amino acids)
Biological process (GO): negative regulation of DNA-templated transcription
Cellular component (GO): nucleus
Source: RefSeq, a predicted model, not a curated record